AUGGGAAUCCCAUACCCCAAAUCCCGCUUCAACCGCGGUGUGCCCGACCCGAAGAUUCGUAUCUUCGAUCUCGGUCGCAAGAAGGCCAAUGUCGAUGAGUUCCCUCUGUGUGUGCACAUGGUGUCCAACGAGUACGAACAGUUGAGCUCUGAAGCUCUCGAAGCUGCCCGUAUCUGUGCCAACAAAUACCUCGUCAAGAUCGCUGGUAAGGAAGGUUUCCACCUCCGCGUCCGUGCCCACCCAUACCACGUCGUCCGUAUAAACAAGAUGUUGUCAUGUGCCGGAGCCGAUAGACUCCAAACCGGUAUGCGCGGUGCCUUCGGUAAGCCCAACGGCACCGUUGCCCGUGUCAACAUCGGCCAGAUCCUUCUUAGCGUUCGUACCCGUGAUGCCCACCGCGCCACCGCUGUCGAGGCCCUGCGACGCUCCAUGUACAAGUUCCCCGGUCGCCAGAAGAUCAUUGUCAGCAAAAACUGGGGCUUCACCCCUCUCAGACGGGAGGAGUACGUCCGCCUCAAACAGGAGGGCCGUGUUAAGAUUGAUGGUGCUUACGUCCAAUUCUUGAGAAAUAAGGGUAAUAUUGAGGAAAACAUGAAGCGGUUCCCAGAAGCAUAUGAGAAUCUUUCACAGGUAUAG
Messenger RNA from Paracoccidioides lutzii Pb01, 636 nucleotides. Its product is annotated as 60S ribosomal protein L10-B. The coding region runs from base 1 to 636 and encodes 211 amino acids. The transcript is spliced from 3 exons. Gene Ontology annotation, biological process: ribosomal large subunit assembly; translation. Gene Ontology annotation, molecular function: structural constituent of ribosome. Gene Ontology annotation, cellular component: ribosome; cytosolic large ribosomal subunit. The record is from RefSeq and is a predicted model, not a curated record.